AUGGAGACCCAGGAACCCCGAAAGGCGGAUGUCCUUCCGUUCCUCGAGGCUGAGCGAACCGGAACUACACUUCCGCCUGCCACUCCCCGACUUGCUUAUGUCAUCUUCCAUCACCUUGACACUGGAGGUUCCCUCAAAGGUCUUAUCAAUUUGGAUGCCAGAGUUCCUCUGCCGCUGAAGGAGCUUCUCGCGCACGUCCAGGGGCCAGUGGACGUCGAUGAGGUGAUUGGGUUGGGGAAAGUCUGUCUUAACCAUCCCGAGCUCAUCAAGGAGAUCGAGAAGCUCAAGCUUCCCAAGGGUAUCACUGUCUGCAAUGAGCCUUGGGCGUACAGCACGGGUGAUGUCAACGAGACUCGCUGA
This is a messenger RNA of Clonostachys rhizophaga, 360 nucleotides long. NCBI's taxonomy places the organism in Eukaryota, Fungi, Ascomycota, Sordariomycetes, Hypocreales, Bionectriaceae. The record is from the annotation of a GenBank genome assembly.